AUGUCCAUGGAUCUUGACGAUGCCCCCGUCCCCAUCGGUGCGGUUGCCCACCAGACUGCCGCGACAAUUCUGUGCUGCAACUGCGGCGCUCCCAUCGACGGCACAACCGCCACCGGCGCGCUCUGCUUCAACUGCGUCAAGCUCACCGUCGACAUCUCGCAAGGCAUCCAGCGCGAGGCCACGCUCAACUUCUGUCGAGACUGCGACCGAUGGCUCCUCCCACCCACCAGCUGGGUCGUGGCCAUGCCCGAAUCCCGCGAACUCCUCGCCCUCUGUCUCAAGAAGCUGCGCGGCCUCCACAAAGUCCGCAUCGUCGACGCCAGUUUCGUCUGGACAGAGCCCCAUUCGCGGAGGAUCAAGGUCAAGCUGACCAUCCAGGACGCCGUCCAGGACGGCAUCCUGCUGCAGCAGAGCUUCGAGGUCGUCUACCUGGUAGCCACCCAGCAGUGCCCGGAAUGCGCAAAGUCCUACACGGCCAAUGUGUGGCGCGCCUGUGUCCAGGUCCGGCAAAAGGUUCUGCACAAGCGGACCUUUUUCUUCCUCGAGCAGCUCAUCAUGAAGCAUGGCGCUCACAAGGAUACCCUCAACAUCAAGGAAGCCAAGGACGGCGUCGACUUCUUCUUCUCGCAAAAAAACCAGGCCGAAAAGUUCAUCGACUUCCUCAACUCGGUCGUGCCCGUCAAGCUCAAGGCGUCCCAGGAGCUCAUUUCGCUGGACACGCAUACGUCCAAGCGGUCGUACAAGUUCACCUACUCGGCCGAGAUUGUACCCAUCUGCAGGGAUGACCUGGUGGCCAUGCCCAUAAAGCUGGCCAAGCACAUGGGCAACAUUUCUCCCCUGGUCUUGUGCCACAAGAUUGGGACCGCCGUGUAUCUCAUGGACCCCCAAACUCUUCAGACGGCCGACAUCAGCUCCCCGAUAUACUGGCGAGAUCCCUUCAGGUCGCUCGCUGAUGCGCACGAGCUGGUCGAGUUCAUCAUCAUGGACAUCGAGCCUGCCAAUAUGCGCAAGGGAAAAUGGGUCCUCUCCGAAGCCACGGUUGCUCGAGCCUCGGACCUCGGCGUCAACGACAAGACCUACUUUACCAGAACACAUCUCGGCCACUACCUGCAACCUGGUGACGCUGCCAUGGGUUACCUGCUGACAGGCACCAUGUUCAACAAUCCCGAGUUUGAAGCUAUUGAAGAGUCAAACGUGUACUCUUCCACAAUACCCGACGUCGUUUUGGUCAAGAAACACUAUCCCCGCCGCCGAAAGAACCGCGGCCGCAACUGGAAACUCAAGCGCAUGGAUAAGGACGAGGGAGAACUCUUGCCCAAAAAGGCUGAUCAAGACCGCAUGGAUCGCGAGUAUGAAAUGUUUCUGCGAGACGUCGAGGAGGAUGACGAGCUUCGUGCUGCUCUGGCCCUCUACAAGAACGAGAAAAAGCAUGAUGAGGAAGAGAUGAGCAUGGCCGAGACGGAGGAGGAUGAUGGCGCACCGCAAGUAAAUAUGGACGAGUUGCUGGACGACUUUGACGAGCUCACGAUGCAGGAGACUUGA
This is a messenger RNA of Ustilaginoidea virens, 1542 nucleotides long. RefSeq lists its product as uncharacterized. The coding region runs from base 1 to 1542 and encodes 513 amino acids. Gene Ontology annotation, cellular component: cytoplasm; nucleus. Gene Ontology annotation, molecular function: ribosomal large subunit binding. NCBI's taxonomy places the organism in Eukaryota, Fungi, Ascomycota, Sordariomycetes, Hypocreales, Clavicipitaceae. Gene Ontology annotation, biological process: ribosomal large subunit export from nucleus. The record is from RefSeq and is a predicted model, not a curated record. The transcript has 2 exons.